Messenger RNA from Episyrphus balteatus (marmalade hoverfly), 1281 nucleotides. It is a transcript of the gene mRpL1, whose product is annotated as 39S ribosomal protein L1, mitochondrial. Gene Ontology annotation, molecular function: RNA binding; structural constituent of ribosome. Gene Ontology annotation, cellular component: mitochondrion; large ribosomal subunit. Lineage: Eukaryota; Metazoa; Arthropoda; Insecta; Diptera; Syrphidae. The record is from RefSeq and is a predicted model, not a curated record. The coding region runs from base 103 to 1176 and encodes 357 amino acids. The transcript has 4 exons. Gene Ontology annotation, biological process: translation.
UAUGUCACAAAUUUUUAUUUUUUCUUCUCCCAGUCGAUUUCGUUCCUAGCUCUUUUUAAAAUUAAAAAUUAUUCAAAAAUCCUGUAAAGACAAUAAAUAAAAAUGAUAACUGUGGUUUCUUUGAUGCGAUCACUCGCUGUUCGAUCGCAAUUAUCUUCGACCACUCGUGAAUUUCAUUUAUCUGCUGUCACAGAAGCAGCAAGAAAAGGUACCCGUGAGAAGGCUCGCAAGAAGAAAGUCAAAGUAGAAGUUAAAAAAGUUGGUUUUAUUCCACACAAUCAAAGGAACAAGGGACUUAACCUGAGCAAAGUUAGUAAGCAUGUCGAUGACUCGUGGAAGGCUAUCCCAAAAGACAAUUGUUAUGUUGGGAAAUACUAUCGCUGGAAUGUAUACACUGUAGCUGAAGCUAUCCAGUGUCAUCGAGAAACUCAUGAUCCAUCAAUGUACAAUGUGCCUAAUGCUCCACUUGAUGUUGAGAUUGAGUUGAAUAUGCAAGCAGAAAAAGCUAAUCGGUUUGUAGACAACUUCAAUCGAAUGGCCAUGAUUCCUCACAAAUUCGAUCACGGAGAUGAGAGGAAGAUUCUUGCUUUUACAAAAGAAAAUCAUCUAAUUGCAGAAGCGAGACAAGCUGGUGCAAGUCUUGUCGGCGGUGUGGAACUAAUUAAAGACAUAACCAACGGAGAUCUGUUACUUACCGAUUACCACUUCAUUAUUGCACAUACAAAUAUCCUCCCUGAGUUAGUAAGUCUUCGGGGUUUGUUGAAGAGAAAAUUCCCAAAUCCACGAAGUGAAACUUUGGGAACAAAUCUUGCCGAAAUGAUUAAAAAGUUCUCGGAUGGUGUUAGUUAUGCUGCCACUAAAGAUGAACACCAACAAGAUUUUGGAAUGAUCAAAACAUGCAUUGGAACGCUCGAUAUGGAUGUUAAACAUCUUGAAGAAAAUCUUGCAUCGCUAUUAAAAGAUGUCAAUUCGAUGCGUCCUAAACGUGAAGGCAAAUUUAUUACACGAGUUCUUCUAAAGAGUCCUCCAAGCAGUGAACAAUUGAAAAUCGAUCCUUUCCUCUAUGUACCAGAACAAGGUUCAAUUAAUAACUCGAGGAAAAAUAACAAAUCAGCGGAAGUAGCCGAAGAAGAAGAGGAUGAUGAAAAACCUGAAGCAGCACGUGCAGCCAAUUAAAAAAACCAAAACAAUAUUGCAAUUAUGUUAACAUAUAGGACAUAAAAUUAGUCAGUUUAAUUGUAUAAAUAAUGUGUGUCUUGUUUAAAUUUUUGUUGCUAUUGA